CCGCAUACUAUUAGUACGAUACACUUUCGAAUUGUAUGGGAAGAAACAAAUUCUGAGGGGCAAACUAUGGUGUUUAUCCCAUCUGAUUGUCGUGCUUGGAUGUAAGCACGUUGGGAUAAACCCGUGCGUAAUAUACCACAUACUGCCUCUAGCGAUCACAUCGCAUUCUGCAUCGGUCGUGGUGUAGCAGCGCAGCAUGACGGCAGAAUGCGUCACGAUCGACGACCUCCUGCUGCAAGAAGAUGUGUUCUCCCUCACGCAAGACGACUUGGACGCGGUGUCGCGGCGGUAUGCAAACCAGUCUGGACUGUCGUCCGAGGAUUCGCGGCCGUCGUCGACGUGGACGCACAUGCCGCGGUCGUCGGUAGCAUCGUCGACAUGGACAACUGGAUCGCAUCCGUCCGUGAUAGGAGGCAAGUCCACGAACCAACCUUCCAUGCAGCAGCAGGGGGUUCGCAUGUCGUGCGAGUCGUCCACCAACUCUGCGUGGACUCUUACCGAGGACUCGUCGUGGCUGAAUCCGCCCGCUUGUGUGUCGAUCCUUCCGUCGUCAGAUUUCACGCUCGACGGCAACGUCCUUGGGGACAAGCACACGAUCACGUUACACAACACAUCCCCCAGUCGACAUAUCGUGUACAAGCUCAAAGUCCCAAACAAGUGUCGGUCGUGGUACGCGAUCACUCCGAACCAGGGCAUUCUGCGGCCGAAUGAGUCGCUUCCCAUUGUCGUUGAGGUCGCCGUGACUUCUUCUUCUUCCCAGCUGCUCGAGACUGUGCCGAUGCAUUCGUCCAGGACCAUAGUACAUGCGUUCCGCCUCGACAUGAUCUUCGUCGUGGAUAGCAUCGUCGACCAACUCGAGUACUUGGACUAUGGCGAACAGCAUCGGGUGCAGACGGCGCUAUGGGACAAAGCCCUUCCGUCGUGUAUCCAGCAAACCAUGUUGCACUGCCACCUACAAUGCACGCGACUGGCAUGCUUGGACGCGGAUGUCCUUCAUAAGCAUCAUGCCAAGCACGACUCGACGAAGAAGCAGCUGUCGUGCUUGACGCGGCGGCAUGCGCACGGGGCGUCCCUCGUCCUCACCAACUCUCAACCGACCACCACGGUCGCAUUCAAAAUCAAAAGCAACUGCGGGCUCACAGCCACCCCGUCGUUCGGACUGAUCGAGCCGUACGGAACCAUCGCGGUGCAUGUCACCCCCAAACGCCACACCACAAACAAACUCGACCUCCUGCGGAUCGAGACCAUGCCCCUCGUGGACGUGGACACGCAUGUGAAGAGCGAUCCCACGCGUACCCUGGACGACAUCCGACGACUCGUGCAAGUCGCGUGGUCGACCAUUGACGCUCAGUACAAAACCACGCAGACCAUGUUUCCGUGGGAAGGAGAUCGACGAGGCGCCGCGUAACAUGAAUGAUCACACUCGCAUGUAAGCACACUUCCAUGUCGCUCCGAGGGCAUGUGUACAGCAGUCAGUGCCUUGUGCCAUGGGAAGUCGGUAGUUCCAAGAGAACAUGCUUGCGGUUCGCACGGAUUCUUCUUCUUACCAGCUGGAGUCAAGUAUUUGGUCAAUAUAUCGACUCUGAACACCCUCAGAUA
Messenger RNA from Aphanomyces astaci, 1599 nucleotides. RefSeq lists its product as hypothetical. The transcript has a single exon. NCBI's taxonomy places the organism in Eukaryota, Oomycota, Saprolegniomycetes, Saprolegniales, Verrucalvaceae. The record is from RefSeq and is a predicted model, not a curated record. The coding region runs from base 197 to 1408 and encodes 403 amino acids.